Rhipicephalus sanguineus (brown dog tick) is the source of this 3708-nucleotide messenger RNA. RefSeq names its product 2-oxoadipate dehydrogenase complex component E1. Gene Ontology annotation, biological process: tricarboxylic acid cycle. The coding region runs from base 180 to 2882 and encodes 900 amino acids. The transcript is spliced from 22 exons. The record is from RefSeq and is a predicted model, not a curated record. Gene Ontology annotation, molecular function: oxoglutarate dehydrogenase (succinyl-transferring) activity; thiamine pyrophosphate binding. NCBI's taxonomy places the organism in Eukaryota, Metazoa, Arthropoda, Arachnida, Ixodida, Ixodidae.
GGCCGUGUUGCGGUGCUGCGGCGGCGAUCGUCACAGAGCUCCCGCACCGCGACUGGCGACUUCGACGGGAACCACGACCGCAAAAAAGGUCGUUGACGCCGCCGCCGCCGCAGAGGACUUCGCUGAGCAGCGGACUCGGAAUGAACCACUAAAGUGAUCAGCAGCAGCAGCAGAUCAUCAUGAACCGAUUCGCGCGCUUAGACGUGGCAAGCAGACGAUGGCACGUUUUGAGGCUGCAGCGAAUGAACUACUCGGGGGGAUUCUCCAAAGAUCUUGUAGAUGCAGCUUCUAAAGAGGACCAAAGGCUCUCCACACUCGUCAAUGCAUACAGGAAGCAUGGCCAUAAAAUUGCAAAAAUCAAUCCCAUCGCCUCGACACCUUCAACACAGUAUGUCAAGGACCUCGAACUGCAAACACACAGGCUCACUCCUACAGAAACUGUAUGUGGACAAAAAGUCGAAAGUAUCACGGAAAACAUGAGGGCCGCUUACUGUGGUCCGCUUGGCUUGGAGUUCAUGCACAUGGAAGAGGAGAAAAGAACUUGGUUUGCAGAUCGUUAUGAAAGUCUCAUUGGUCAAGGAAGACCACCUAUUGAAAGGCGCAAGAAAAUGGCAGAGAUCUUGCUGAAGUCGCAGGUGUUCGAUAAUUUCUUGGCAGCGAAGUUUUCAACCGUAAAAAGGUACGGAGGAGAAGGCGCCGAAAGCAUGAUGACUUUCUUCUACGAGCUGUUCUGCCAAGCGCCAAAAACUGGAGUAACGGACAUUGUUGUGGGAAUGCCUCAUAGGGGUCGGCUUAACCUGCUCACUGGACUACUGGACUUCCCACCAGUGCAAGUAUUCCAGAAGAUGAAAGGCAUGCCCGAGGUUCCUGCUGGCAUCAAGGGUUCCGGAGACGUACUGUCGCACCUGAGCACAUCAGUGGAUCUUCAAGGUUACCCUGGUCCCUUGCACGCUACUCUGUUGCCAAACCCAUCACAUUUGGAGGGUGUGAGUCCCGUGGCAGUGGGAAAAACACGAGCCCGCAUGCAAAGCUUAGAUCCUGUGAAGUACUCCCAGUCCAGGAGUGCCUGGGGCGGCAAAUUUCCAGCACUGGCAGUCCAGAUCCACGGCGACGCAUCGUUUGCCGCCCAGGGCGUCAUCAUGGAAACUGUGGCCAUGUCACGACUUCCAGGGUUUACCGUGGGUGGCUCCGUCCACUUAGUGGUCAACAACCAGAUUGGAUUCACCACACCAGCCUCGUACGGCAGGUCUUCACCUUAUGUCAGUGAUGUCAUGAAGAUGAUUGACGCUCCAGUAAUACAUGUAAAUGGAGAUGAUCCAGAGGCUGUGGCCUUAGCAACUCAGCUGGCCUUGGAGUUUCGAGAGAAGUUUAAUGACGACGUCCUUCUAGACAUGCUCUGCUUCCGGCGCUGGGGUCACAACGAGAUGGAUGACCCCACAUUCACUAACCCUCUUAUGUAUGACAUGAUCCAUGCCAGGGACAGUGUUCCAAAUGACUAUGCAAAGCAGCUACAGGACGAGGGAAGCCUCGAUGCUGCCGAAAGACAGAAAAUUGUGGCCGACCACAUGGAAUUCCUGGGUGAACAGUUCAAGCUCAUUGAAAGCCACACUCCACUGUUCAGCCGAUUUCAAGGCAGGUGGAGUGGCAUCUCUCAAGCUCCUUCGGCCAUCACCUAUUGGGACACGGGUGUCGACUCAAAUGUGCUGAAGUACGUGGGUGGCAAGUCAGUGCAAGUGCCUCGUGGAGUGACCGUUCAUCCUCACCUAGUCAAACAUCAUGUCAGUGAUCGGCUUCGCAAAGUCGAACAGGGCCAAGGCAUUGAGUGGGCCACAGCAGAAGCACUUGCUCUGGGCUCCUUGUUAUACCAGGGCUUCAACGUUCGCAUCUGUGGCCAGGACGUCGGCCGUGGCACGUUCAGCCAGCGACAUGCCAUCCUGGUUGACCGCAACACCGAGCAACACAUCGUUCCCCUCAACCACCUGGGCUUACCGCCUGAAUGGGGUCGACAGGGAUACUUUGAGGUUGUGAACAGUCCCCUGUCAGAGGAGGCAGUGCUUUCCUUCGAGUACGGCUUCAGUCUGGAAACCCCGAAGACCCUGGUGAUAUGGGAAGCCCAGUUCGGUGACUUCCACAACAGCGCUCAAGUGGUCAUCGACACAUUCGUUACAUCCGGUGAAGCCAAGUGGUUCCUGCAGAGUGGGAUGGUUGUUUUGCUGCCGCACGGCUUUGAUGGAGCUGGUCCUGAGCACUCGUCCUGUCGCAUUGAAAGGUUCUUGCAGAUGACCGACAGUAAGGAAGAUGCUGUGGACGGUGACGACAUCAACUUUGGCUUUGUGAAUCCCACAACACCAGCUCAAUAUUUCCACCUUCUGAGGAGACAGACGGUGAGGAACUUCCGCAAGCCCCUGGUGAUGGCUUCUCCGAAGAUUCUGCUGCGUCACCCCGAAGCCACCUCCACCCUGGAGGACAUGGCACCCGGAAAGACGUUUGCACCCGUCCUCUCAGACCCGGAGCCCAGGCUAAAUGCCUCCAGAGUGCUGCUGUGCAGCGGCAAGCACUACUACGCACUGGCCAAGCAACGGACUGAACUAGGCAGGGACCAGGACACCGCUAUCAUUCGGCUGGAGGCUCUGUGUCCUUUCCCAGCUAAGGAACUCGCAGAUGAGCUUUCUAAAUACACUCAGGCCAAAGAGUUCGUUUGGUGCCAAGAGGAACACAGAAACAUGGGAGCAUGGUUCUUCGUUCAACCACGUUUCCAGAACCUUCUAGGGAGACAGCUCAAGUAUGCUGGCCGCACAAACUUGGGUGUCCCUGCGGUCGGCGUGGGUCAAGUACACCAAAAAGAGUGCCAGGAAAUCUUACAGAGGGCUUUCGCCAGCUGAUGCGGUCGAAGCUUAGUGCCGUGCUCGACAUGUGCUGCAUUAAGUUUCAACUGAACUCUCGUGACAUUGCGCGAUCUUGCAUUCUUCGUGGACAUUCCGAGCACCAAGUGCCUCAAUUCCCCGUGCAGCUGUGUUUUAAAUAUUUUUAAUAUUUUUUUAAUAUACAAGAUAGCAAUGUGCAAGUAUUCCUGCUUUUUCUUCUCCUGAGAAGAACGACGUCCGGUAAAUCAGUACAAAGUUCACGCUCAGUUACCUUGCAGCUUUCAAAGAAUCACUGUGCCUUUAGAGCGUGCCGUUUUAUCUCGCGACUUUGUGUGCGCAGUGUUUUGACGUGAAGCCUGCACACUGUGCAAUAAAAAAACAAUCAAAAAUGAAAAUGUGCUGUAAAUCAGUACAAAGUUGGCCCUAAUCACCUCACAGCUUUCAAAGAAUCUGACUUUUGAGUGUGCGAUUUUAUCGCAUGAUCAUGUGCAGGCAGUUUAAUUGAUGUGAAGCUUUGUGCAAUAAAAGGCAAUAAAAGAUGUAAUGUCUCGCACAUCAGUACAAAGUUUGCCAAACUUCCAAGUUUGUACUCUUUAUGCAACUUUAGCGUGCCAUUUCAUAUCAUGGCUACGCACAUGUUGGCAGUGCUUAUCAUGAAACGCUCGCAUUAUGCAACAAAAAGAAAACAAAAUGAAAACAUCUGAUAAAUCAGUACAAAGUUCGCCCCUGUUAUGUUGCAGCUUUCAGCGACUUGCUGUGCCUUUAGAGUGUGCCAUUUUAUCUCGUGACCAGUGUUUUACGUGAAAGCUGUGAAUUGCACUAAUAAAAAGCUUCGUGAAUGUUC